CGCGCCUGUCUCGGUUCCUUCCUCAGCCGCCCGCCGCUGGGGUUCGAGCCCGCGUCCCAGGUCUGGGCCGCUUUGUGUCCCCUUUGUACUCCCAGGAGGCUUCAGGUUCCGGCCCUCGGACCCUGGAGGCAGCCAGCCCGUGACCUCCGUUUGACCUGCGCCUGGGCAGGAGCUGAGAAUGGCUCCCGUGCUCCUGAUGCCCGGCAGCCCACAGGCCUCCGUGACCUUCCAAGACGUGGCCGUGGACUUCACCGUGGAGGAGUGGGGGCGCCUGGCACCUGCCCAGAAGGAGCUGUACCGGGAGGUGAUGCUGGAGAACUACGGGCACCUGGUCUGCCUGGGGCUUGUGGUGUCCAGUCCUGAUGUGAUCAGCCAGCUGGAGCGAGGGGACGCGCCGUGGACGGCAGCCAGAGACCCCCCGAGAAGAAGCCGCCCUGAUGGUGACAUUAGAACUGGAACCAGUGAGUCAGCUCCAAAGCUGGGCCCUUCUGUGGAAGAAGCAUCCUUUGAGCGACUCACAAGGGGUGGUUCCUGUAUCUCUAGUUUCAGAAAAGCUGGAGCAUGUACUUCAAGGUUAGAGGGACAGCCAGACAAUAAAGAACAAAAUCUUCAUAAACGUGAUACCCACAGAAAGAGCUUCAGGCUACAGCCAGGCCGAAGAAGAUAUCACCGAAUCUGCUUAAAGAAGAUAUUUUCCAAGUAUAACGAGUGUGGGAAACCCUUUGAUUAUAAUUCAGGUCUUAUUGACUAUCGACUCAUUCAUGCUGCAGAGAAACCUUUUGAAUGUAAUGAAUGUGGCAAAGGCUUCCGCUGGAGCACCGAACUUACCGUCCACCAGAGAAUUCAUACUGGAGAAAAACCUUAUGAAUGUAAUGACUGUGGGAAGGCCUUCCGCCAGAGCUCGCAACUGACUAUACAUAAGAGAAUUCACACUGGAGAGAAACCUUACGAAUGCCUUGAAUGUGGGAAGGCCUUUCACCAGAGCGCAGGACUUACACAGCAUCAGGCAAUCCAUUCUGGAGAAAAACCUUUUGAAUGUAAUGAAUGUGGGAAAACCUUCCGCCGGAGUUCACAGCUUACAGGACAUCAGAGAAUUCAUACUGGAGAGAAACCAUAUAAAUGCAGUGAAUGUGGAAAAGACUUCCGGCAAAGCUCACAGCUGACGAUACAUAAAAGAAUUCACACUGGAGAGAAACCUUAUGAAUGUCGUGGAUGUGGGAAGGCCUUCCACCAGAGUGCAGGACUUAUGCAGCAUCAGAAAAUUCACACUGGAGAGAAGCCUUAUGAGUGUAGUGAAUGUGGGAAGGCCUUCCACCAGAGCUCACAGCUGACUGUCCAUCAGAGAAUUCACACUGGAGAAAAACCAUAUGUAUGUAAGGAAUGUGGGAAGGCCUUCCACUGGAGUUCACGGCUCACACAACACCAGAGAAUCCACACUGGGGAGAAACCUUAUGAAUGUAAUGACUGUGGAAAAGCCUUCCGCCAGAGUUCUCAACUCCUUGUACACCAGAGAAUCCAUACAGGAGAGAAACCUUACGAAUGUAAGGAAUGUGGGAAGGCCUUUCAUCGAAGCACAGGCCUCACACAACAUCAGAGAAGUCACACUGGAGAGAAACCUUACGAAUGUAACGAAUGUGGGAAAACCUUCCUGCAGAAGUCAUGGCUUACUGUCCAUCAGAGAAUUCACACUGGAGAGAAACCUUAUGGAUGUAAGGAGUGUGGAAAGGCCUUCCGCAGGAGCUCACAGCUGACUCAACAUCAGAUAAUUCAUACUAGAGAAAAACCUUUUGAAUGUCACGAAUGUGGGAAGACUUUCCACCAGACUUCUCAGCUUAUUCGGCAUCAGAUAAUUCAUACUGGAGAGAAACCGUAUAUUUGUAAUCAGUGCGGGAAGGCUUUCCGACAGAGUAAACACCUUACUCGACAUGAGAUAAUUCAUACUGGAGAGAAACCCUAUGAAUGCAACGAAUGUGGAAAGGCCUUCCGCCGGAGCAUAGAACUUACACGACAUCAGACAAUUCAUAGUGGAGGGAAACCUUUUGAAUGUAAUGAGUGUGGGAAAGCCUUCCGUCUGAGAACAAGACUCACUGAACAUGUGAGAAUUCACACUGAAGAGAAGCCUUAUGAAUGUAAUGAGUGUGGGAAGGCCUUCCGCCAGAGUGCCGGACUCAUACAGCACCAGAGAAUUCACACUGGAGAGAAGCCUUAUGGAUGCAGUGUGUGUGGGAAGGCCUUCCGCCAGAGCUCACAGCUUAUUCGACAUCAGAGAAUUCACACUGGAGAGAAGCCUUAUGGAUGCACCAUCUGUGAGAAUGCUCUCUGCCUGAGUAAACACCUUACUCCACAGUACACUACCCAAGUUGGAGAGAAGCCUUAGGAAGGUAAAAACCAUAUGAAUGUAAUGAACAUGAGGAUUUCAGCCAGAGUACACACUAUUACUUUAUUGUAGAGAACUUAUACCAAAGGAGAUCUUCUAGAUGAAGCAAGUCACUAUCCCCUUUCCCACAGUGGCCAUUCCAAACCAUUUCCUUUCUCACGCCUCAAGCCUUCCAUUUCCUCCAGUGUCUACACUUUCCCCCCAAGAUUGAGUCUCACUAAAUUGAACCGAUUUCUUAAGUUCCACAACCAUACAGUUCUUAUAAAUGUCAAUUGCUUUCUCUUAGGCCUUUUAGUGACAGAAAAUCACAAAACCACCUAAGUAGAGACGUGGCCCUCGGGUCAUCUUGUGCAAUCUCUAUGCUUGGAAAAACCUUAGCUCGAACAUAUAAAACAAGAUGGAAAUGUUUCCUCUCUCAGAGAGUGCCAGUGUUAGAGCCGUAAAGGACCUCCGAGGCCUCUAGUCCAACCUGUUCCUAGACAAGAACACCCUCGACAGCAGACCUGACAGUUGGUCAUUCAAGCUUUGCUGGAAGACCUCUUGUGGGGGUGGAAACCUUUUUGUCUUUAUGCACUCCAUUUCUGCACAAGCUCCUCCUAUUACUUGGUUCUGUCCUCUGGUGUCAAACAGAAAGAAGUCCACAUUCUAGUCUUUCAAAUACAUGACUGUAUCUAUCAUGUUCCCCCAUUGCUCAAAUACUUGACAAUACUGAUCCUGUUUCUCUCUCCCCCAACCCAGUAUCCAAUAAUCUGCCUGCUCUCUGCGUGAUCUCUGGCUCCACUGAUUCCAGCCACCUGAACUGAACAGAAUUCUCCAGAUGGUAUCUGACAAGGGCAGAGUUAAGUGCCAGAUGCUAUCGCUAGACGCUUUCUCUAAUCUCACUACUAAUCAAAUGAAUACAAACUCCAAUCCUUGAUAGUCUGGCCUAUCUAACACUGGCCCAUAUCCCUUCUUUGCAUCUUGUGUAAUCAUCUCCAGAAUCCUUCUGGUAUUAGUAUUCCCACUUUGUAGACGAGGAAAUCGAGGCUUGGAGAAGUUAUGACUUGUCCAUGGUAACAUUAAUGUUAUGUCUUCGGUAAGUCACUACUCACCAUUUCAAUGCCUUGCAAUCUCCUUUCCCAACCAUUUUGAUCUCUCAAAGCUCACUGGGAAACCUCUUUAUUGCUGUUCAAUCCAAAUCGUCCUUUGCCUUUAGUAGGUAUUUCACAGUGAUGGUUGCCAUUUCCUUUUUGAUAAUCUCUUCUCAUCUUUGGAGAGAAGCAGCUUAGCUUAGCUCUCUUAGCUGACCAGUGUUAUAAACAAAGAACAUGGCUUGUAAAAUCCCUUUCUAACAAACCUGUAAGGUAGGUGGGGCAAAUAUCCCCAUUCUAUAGAUGACAUCAGGAAAGGCAUUGAAGGAUUUCCUGUGGUCCAGCAGCUAGUCAGUGCUAACGUGGAAUUCUGAUCUAGCCUGGCAUUCUUUUCACUGUAUCAUGCUGGUAUUCCUCCUUUAUCUUUCCUUCUUUGUCUCCUUUGCUGGGUCCUUGAUCUUUUCCCAAGUCCGAGAGGGAAAGCUGGGUGCUCUCCAAGGUCCUAUCCUUGACUGUCUUCUUUUUAUAAUCACCUUGAUGUCAGAGGCCCAGGGACCAAGUCACCCCUUUCUCUUACUCGCUGUGACCUUGGCAAGUCACCUUCUGGGAGCCUGUUUCCUCUUCUGGAAAUGGGGGUGGGGUGGACUAGACCCCAAGUCUGGGCUCUAAACAGAUAACCCUAUAAAUCCAGCCCUGUGGCGCUGUCAUUUCUGCCAGAAGGACCGUGAUUCUCCCAGUGUCAUUUCUUCCUGAUAGCUGUCUCCCAGCUGUGUGGAAGGUUGGCAUCUGGACGUGCUCAAGGGGAUCUUUAUUCAGUCUAAUUCUGCUUUACCUUUGUCAGGUACUUAGCAAUGUUGUUAACCCGUUCCUUUGGAAUACUUGCUCAUCCUUUGCCUUUGGAAACACCACACUCUCUUCUCUUUGCCUGCCUCUUGGAGGUCAGAAAUAGCAGGGCGAGUUGCAAAGAGGCCAGUUUCAGCUGGAUACCAGGAAAAUGUUCUGAACUGGAGCCAGCCCAAAGGGGAAUGGGCCGCCAUUUAAAGCAGCAGCCACAGUGAGCCCCCGAGCAUGGCUGCAGGAGCACUUGUCAGGCCCCUGUAUGGGGGAUUCUUGCACAGGGGCCGGCCCAGGAGGCUGUGUGCCAGGCCCUGGUGAGGCACAUGCAGAAGUGAUACAGCCCCUGCCCUACGAUGCUUUACUUUCUCCUGGGGGAUACAACUCGUUCACAGAAAAGCAAAUACAGGAUCUCACAUUGGGGAGGCCCUCGCAACUGGGAAAUGAGCAGGAAGGAGGUGGCAAAUGAGCUGAGCCUUGGAGGGAGACAGGAGAGGAGGGGGAGGGGGACGGUCUUGUUCAGAGAACAGUUGAGUAUCUACUCCAGUUUAGCGGAGCGUGGGCAGGAGGGAGUCGUGUCAUCUCCUGGAAAGGUAGUGGGGGAGCCUCCAAAUGCCAAAGAGGACCUGGCAUUUUGUCCUUUGGGGAAAGGGGCCACUGCAGCUUUACCGGUGAGUGAUGUGGCCAGAUCAGUGCUUUAGCACUGUCUGUCUGGCAGCUCUUUUAGCAGUGGGAUAUGAGUGUCCAGUAACGGAGGGGAUGGUCGAGCAAAUGGUGAUCUGUGGAGGUGAUGGAAUAUGACAUUGACAGAAAUGACAAGACAUGAAAAUGCCCAGGAAGUGACGGAGUAGGGAAAGUAAAGGCGAGAAAGCAGUGUCCACACUGGCUGCAGAUACACCGACCACCACCACAGAAUCUGGAGAAUCCCCAGAGGAAAUAAAAAGAAGUAAAGGGGAUAUUUUUGGAUGAUUUUGUUAAAUUUGGUGCACACUUAAAAAGUACAUAUUGGAAAUGCAGAGGCCAUGGCAGGACCGGGUCGUGUGUGUCAGUGUUUUUGUUGAUUAUGAAGUUUAGAAUAAAGAAAAGCACUUUCCAGUUAAAUGUGAUUAAUAAAAUUCACUGUGACAGCCCAAGUUUUCAAAUUAACGUUAAAAAUAAUGAGGAGAGGUUCCCCGAGCCUUGUUGCAGGGACCUCCAGGUGUCUCUGAUGUGCCAGUGACGUCCCUAGUCUCAAAGCAUGGAGCAACGCGUGAUUAUUCUGGACGGCACUGGGGACCUCUGGGGCUGCCUGAAACCAACAGCCACCUAAAGACCAUGGAGUUUCCCGGUUACUAGUUUGUGAUGAAUGUCCUGGCAAUUGCUUCAUUUCCUGUUCAUUUUGACACAGGUAAAGCCCUGGUCCCUUCCUGCAACCCCCAGAAGACUCCAUCUCAGGAAAAAGACAGCACCCAGAGGGCAGAUUGGCCUGAAGGCUGUGGAGAAGAAAGGAGAUCUGGGGAAGCAGUAGUAAUAGAAAGAGGCAGGUUUAGGCUUGCUCUCAGAAAAACUUCCUAACAACGAAAGCCGUCCCCAAAUUGGGUGGGGUGUUUAAAGAGGAGCCGGGGCCACAGCUGAUUUAGGUGGCUUAACCUCAACUGCACUUUCAGGGCUGCAGACAACCCUUCUACACCCCCCUAUGUAGCCUGCUAUCCCAAGCACCACAGCAGAUCUUCCAAACCUUUUCGUCCCACAUCUGCCAUCGUCCACUUUCUCAGCUGAG
Molecule: messenger RNA, 6040 nt
Organism: Vombatus ursinus (common wombat)
Lineage: Eukaryota; Metazoa; Chordata; Mammalia; Diprotodontia; Vombatidae
Product: zinc finger protein OZF-like
Exons: 5
Coding region: 179-2377 (732 amino acids)
Biological process (GO): regulation of transcription by RNA polymerase II
Cellular component (GO): nucleus
Molecular function (GO): RNA polymerase II cis-regulatory region sequence-specific DNA binding; DNA-binding transcription activator activity, RNA polymerase II-specific
Source: RefSeq, a predicted model, not a curated record